Molecule: messenger RNA, 1874 nt
Organism: Saitoella complicata NRRL Y-17804
Lineage: Eukaryota; Fungi; Ascomycota; Saitoellomycetes; Saitoellales; Saitoellaceae
Product: MFS general substrate transporter
Exons: 2
Coding region: 156-1874 (572 amino acids)
Biological process (GO): transmembrane transport
Molecular function (GO): transmembrane transporter activity
Source: RefSeq, a predicted model, not a curated record
CUACUUUGGACCCCUAGAUCUGUACGUCUUUGAUCGGCUUCUUUCGAGAUGGUUCACUUCGCGAGUUGGAGGUAUAAAGGGUCCAUGAGUCCCCGGCCUUAGAGCUGAUCACUCGACAACGGCUUGGUUUAAGAAACAGAUCAGCAUUGUUGAUCAUGUCGACCAUGUCGACCUCAGUCGAGCUAAACAAUCUCACGCACAGGCCAGAGGUCCAUCCCGAAUCCAACUAUGAUGUACCCGAACACGAUGGACUCAAUAACCACACACAUUUGCCAGGAGCGUAUCCCGAGCCUACGUCUCCUACGGCACGCACAAAGCACGAUAACCUCCAUCUCGAGGACGUCGGCGGUUCAUCGACACAAGGCUCCGGAUCCGCGAACAAGAUCGAGCUUAGGGAGCAAGACUGUCCAGAAGUCCUCGGCUUCGCCUUCCCGGCACUGAAAAAGUGGAGGAUCAUCGCGGUCAUCUUCGCAGUCCAAGUUUCCAUGAACUUCAAUGCCGGUAUUUAUGGUAACGCCAUCCCUGGUCUCCAAGAGGAGUUUGGACUUUCUGCUCAGGCUGCAAGGGUUGGACAGGCAGUGUUCUUGAUUUGCUAUGCUUUUGGGUGUGAACUGUGGGCACCGUGGUCUGAAGAGUUGGGGAGGAAGCCGAUCCUGCAGUGGAGUUUGGCCUUCGUCAAUCUAUGGCAGAUACCAUGUGCUGUUGCACCGAACUAUGGCACUAUCAUCAUUGCUCGAAUUCUGGGUGGAUUUUCGUCUGCCGGAGGUUCGGUCACGCUGGGUAUGGUUGCUGAUCUCUGGGGCCCGGAUGAGCAGCACUCGGGUCUGAACUUCGUGGUCUUGUCUUCUGUCGGUGGAUCUGUUGUUGGACCCAUUGUUGGUGCCUUCGCACAAGACAAUCUAUCUUGGCACUGGAUCUUCUGGCUUCAACUGAUCUUCGGCGGAGCGGUCCAAGCACUUCAUUUCUUCCUCGUGCCGGAAACUCGGUCGUCUGUUCUCGUCGACCGCGAGGCUAAGCGUCGCCGUAAGGCUGGUGAACCGAACGUCUACGGCCCGGGCGAGUUGAAGCCGAAGUUAACAUUCAAGGAGAUCAUUCGCACUUGGGUGCGCCCAUUCGACAUGUUCAUCAAUGAGCCGAUCGUGCUGUGUCUCUCCCUUCUGUCUGGAUUCGCGGAUGCCUUGAUCUUCACCUUCAUCUCUUCCUAUGGCAUUGUCUAUGCUCGAUGGGGCUUUGGAACAAUCGACGUUGGUCUCGCUUUCAUUGCUCUUCUCGUCGGCUAUCUCCUCGCUUAUUUCUCCAUGUUCUACGUCUUCUCACGGGCAGUGAAGCUGCGCCGGAAUCAUCCCCAGAGGAUCACCCCCGAACAUAGGCUGUGGUGGCUCUUAUGGACUGUUUAUCUUUUGCCCGCCGGAUUGUUCGGGUUUGCAUGGUCUUGUAGGGGUCCGGAGUAUAAUCACUGGAUUGUCCCCAUGAUUUUCUCGGUGGUUAUCGCUAUCGCGAACUUCACGAUUUACAUGACGACGAUCGACUACAUGACUGCCGCUUACGGUCCUUACGCUGCUUCGGCCACCGGUGGUAACGGCUUCGCUCGUGACUUCCUUGCGGGUAUCGCUGUCAUGUACUCCACCCCUCUCUACACCAACGUCGGCUCUUACCCCAACAAUGUCGCUUGGGCCACUAUGAUCUUGGCGUUUAUCUCGAUUUGCGUCAGUGUUCCGGUGUAUGUCUUUUACUGGAAAGGCCCGCAGAUCCGUGCUGCGUCGAAGUUUGCUCAGAAGAUUGCGAAUGCGAGGGAGGAGAAUGAGGGGAGGAUCGCUACGCUUGGUAACAAGGCGGAGGCAGGGCAUUUGGAGAACGCUGACCCACAGGUGUAA